Metarhizium album ARSEF 1941 is the source of this 4953-nucleotide messenger RNA. Its product is annotated as Zinc finger, FYVE/PHD-type. Lineage: Eukaryota; Fungi; Ascomycota; Sordariomycetes; Hypocreales; Clavicipitaceae. The coding region runs from base 1 to 4953 and encodes 1650 amino acids. Gene Ontology annotation, molecular function: chromatin binding; ubiquitin-protein transferase activity. The transcript has 6 exons. The record is from RefSeq and is a predicted model, not a curated record. Gene Ontology annotation, cellular component: Lid2 complex. Gene Ontology annotation, biological process: histone catabolic process.
AUGGCACAACAAAAUGACUCUAAAGUCACCAGUGCGGACGCGCAGUCAGCGUCCGACCCCGUGAACGCCUCAUCAAACCCGGAUCCUUCAUCCAAGGACCCGGGGGCUGAUAUGGCUGCAGGCUACGGCACGCGCUCCCGCAACAGAGGGGGAAAUGCCCGCAUUAACUAUGCAGAAGAUAGAGACAUCGACAUGGAUGUCUACGACUACUAUGAAAAGAAGGACCAAGAUGCGCCCAAAAAGUCGUCGCGAAAAUCAGACGUCGCUGCAAAUGGCGACAGCGCGGCACGUGCUGUUGGUUCGCGACGAGUUGCAGCAGAAGAGGCCAAAGCAGUUGGUGCACCUAAUCAAAAUGGCUCCAAGAGCUCGACACCAAGUGGUGUUGGCGUUGGCGGCGGAGCAUCUCAAGGCGCGCCGACGUCUGGCGCGGCGCAGGGCUCCCGGAAACGAAAAGCGGCUGCGACGACGGCAGUCUCUACGAAAAAAGCAGGACAGAUGGGACAGUCAGAAGGCACGCCCUUCCCAGAGACCAACAUGCUGACGUUUGAGAACUGCAACCACCGCGCGGACGCGAACGGGCGCAUGGUGGCCGACGACGGGACCGUGUUGGAACCAAAUGGUGAGUGCUUGACGGACAAGAGAGACACGGAAGACACGGACAGGGACACGGGCGCACGCCAAGGACGCACGGCGCUCUCGAGUGAGGGCGAGGGCGAGGGUGAGGGUGAGGGUGAGGAUCAUGUGUACCUCGUGUGCGAACCGCCGGGGGAACCUUAUUACUUGGGUCGCAUCAUGGAAUUUUUACAUGCGCAUGCAAAGGGCGAGUCGUUGAAACGCGUCGACUCGGUGCGCAUCAACUGGUUCUACAGACCAAAGGACAUUGGGCGCAAGAACACCGACACACGCUUGCUCUUUGCCACGAUGCAUUCCGACAUCAGCCCUUUGACGGCACUGCGCGGAAAAUGCCAGAUCCGGCAUCGCGUGGAAAUCGACAACCUGGAGAGUUACCGCAGAACGCCCGACUGCUUCUGGUACGAAAAACUGUAUGACCGAUACAUUCAGAAGAACUACGACCUCAUCCCGACGUCGACUAUUGUGAACGUGCCCGACAAGGUCAAGAAGGUCCUGGAUGAGCGCUGGAAGUUUGUCCUGGUGGAGCAGGGGCGUGGCAAGGAGCUGACUAGCGCCGUGAAGCUCUGCAAGAGAUGCAGUGGCUAUUGUGCGAGCAAUGACUCGGUGGAUUGUGCAGUGUGUCAGAACACGUACCACAUGAAUUGCGUCAAGCCACCCCUGCUCAAGAAGCCAUCCCGAGGCUUCGCAUGGUCGUGUGCAGCAUGUAGCCGAGCACAGGAGCGCAAGCUUGAGGCGCGAAACACCCCCAAUGGCACUGAUACCAAUGGCGAUGUUGGCGACGAUGAUGCCAUGGACGAUGAUGACGACGAAAUUCCCGGCAUAAUCACCGACCGCACCACUCCGGCUGAUAACGACGAGCAUCACCACGGCACAGCGGAGCAGAUUUAUCAAGCGAGCCUUUGGCCAUGGCGCUACCUGGGCAUGCACUGCAAACCGGAGGAUACUCUUGACUACGAUGACCGCAUACACCCUCGUGCGAGCACAAGAAUUGGACCCCGACACCAAGCAAACGUGGGUAUUUGGCCCGGCCGCCCGGUGGAAUAUGUCAAGCCACUGGAGACGAGAAAGGGACGGGGGGCGCCCAAAUUAUCAAAAGAAGCUCAAGUCGCUCAGGAAGCCGAGAAGGUGCUCAGGACCAAGCGACCCAAGUGGGUGCAGGAUGAACCCCCUGGUUAUCAGGUUCGUGGAGAAGACUUGGACGAGGACGACCCAGCCGCCACGUCUACGCGCCUUUGGGUGCCGCCACCGUCCGAUACCGUCAGCCGUGAGGACGUUGUCAGCUAUAUGGCCAAGGCUCAAGGUAUGGCCAAGAGGCUCAAUGUCCCGGAACGAUCCACAAAUCUUCAAGAUGUUGCGCUGGAGACAUUAUUUCGCCACGACUAUGAUUCUGCUGGCGCGUUAAAGGCACUUCCAGACACCAAACGGGACUUAUUCAAGGAGCCGACCUUGACACCAGCUGAGAGUAGGAAGUUCGAGGAGGGAGUUGCCAAGCAUGGCUCAGAGUUGCACCUGGUAAUGAAACAUGUGAAAACCAUGACACCGGGUGCGGUGGUACGGUGGUACUACACCUGGAAAAAGACCGAGCGGGGCAGGCAGGUCUGGGGGUCUUACUCUGGCCGCAAGGGCAAGAAACUGGCCAAGAAGGAAGAGACUGCGGCUUCCAAGGCGGCCGAUGAUGUGGCUGACGCCGACGACGAUUCAGCUUUCGACACCGAAAAGGCCCUUGUCCAGAAGCGCAGCUUCAUUUGUCUGUUCUGUGAGUCGCAAGAUUGCCGACAAUGGCGCCGAGCACCCGCCAGUCAGGGCCCCCUUAGCGAAAACGGAGGCAGGGCGACCAGCAAGGACAAGGGCAAGGAGUCUGUGGUGGCCCUGUGCCGACGUUGCGCUGAGCUGUGGCGCCGAUACGCUGUUCGAUACGAGCCCCCGGAAGAUUUGAUCAAGAAAGCUGGUCAAUCUGGAGCCAAGAUUUGGAAGAAGAAGCAGGAAGAGGAGUUGCUCAAAGAGAUUCAGAUUGCGGAAGACAUGGGCUUGAUGACUCCUCAUCGUAGCUCCACGCCAGCUGCUUCAGUCAACGGGUUGGAGCCUCCCAGAAAGAAGUUGAAAGGGGCGCCUGAGAAGGACACGGAUGCCGCAGUCUCGGAUGCCGGAAGCAACACCACUGCGUCAAGGAAGAAGGACAAAACCGCGGACACUACACCUGUUCCCGACCUGCCAAAGCCGCGAACCCUUCCCUGUGCUAUCUGCGACCAGAUGGAGCCGCUUGGCGAUCAACACAUCUCCUGCAGAGAGUGUCGCUUGACGGUGCAUCGCCACUGCUAUGGUGUCGUGGACAAUCGCAUCCAAGGCAAGUGGAUUUGCGACAUGUGCUCAAAUGACAAGAGCCCGCAAGUCUCCAUCCAAUACAAGUGCGUCCUGUGUCCUGUCGAAUUCACUGAACAGGACUUCAUCGAGCAGCCCAAGCUCACGCAUCACAAGAAGAAGAUGUCCGACAAGGAUCGUGAGCGUGAGAGGUUGGAGGUGCAGCAGGCGCGGAACGCUGCCGAGUUCUACCGCAAGAGACAGGAAGAUCUGAACCGCCCCGUCAACCCCCGAGAACCUCUCAAGCGUACUGCUGAUAACAACUGGGUCCAUGUCACUUGUGCAGUGUGGACUCCCGAGGUGAAGUUUGGCAACGCCAAGGCGUUGGAACCGUCGGAGGGUAUCCCGUCGAUCCCCCGCGCCAGAUAUGACGAGACGUGCCAGGUCUGCAACCAACAAGGAGGUGCCUACCACGUGGAGUGCGCUCGGCAGGCAGGCCACCUUCUUGCAUUCGACAUCACACCUGUGAAGAGUAGCCGCCGCGACCAGUUCAACAUUGUGACGCUGAAGGGGGAAAGCGGAAUCAUGUCGGCCGUGCUGUGGUGUCAGGAUCACAUUCCUACCAAGACUGUCGCUCACAAGAUGUACGAUGUCGUCGACGAGUCGGGACUCAACGCACUGCAGCUCUACGCUCAGAAUUACAAGCAGGCAGAUUUGACGCUGACGGGCACGGUGCGCAAGGCCAACCUCAUGAUGGCUGCUGCCAAGAUGUCGGGCCUUCCCGUCGUGCCGGGCGCUCGACGGACAUCGACAGGUAUCACGACGACGGCGGCCGCCCCAAAUGGCGCGUCGAAUCAUUUGCGCAACAGGGAGCCGAUGGACGCAGCGACGAACGCCCAGCAGCCCGGGGAGAAGGUGUGCAUCACCUGUGGCAUCGACGUCACGCCGAGAUGGUGGCCAAUCGAAAAACGACAAGAACGACAGCUGACGAACGGACACCAUGGGGCGAUUGGGUUCGAGGCACAGAAGUUUGUCGAGCAGCGCAAGUUUCAAUGCCACAAGUGCAAGAAGAAUCCCAGAACGCCCAAGGCGUUUGCCGCUGCUGCGCGUCCAUCGCCUCCUCCGCCAGUCGCUGAACCUCCGCGACAGCAUUUGGGCGGACCGCACGGCCAGGCCCCUGCACCGCCAUCGCAACGAAGCCCUUCACGAGUGGCCCCGGCGGAUUACCGAACGGCUCCUCUGCGUCCGGAAAUCCAUUCGCUGAUGCACCAUGCGCCAUCCCAUGCUCCGCCGCCACCACCACCUGGCCCCGGCCCGGCGGCGGCCCAUGGACCGGCGGCCGUCGGGCAUGUGGCCGCGCACUCGCAGGCGCAUUCUCUCGGCCCCCGGCCCGGGCCCGUAUCUCACGGCUAUCCCCAGGUACCGCCGCCAAGGACGUCGUACGGCGACUGGGGAGGCCAGCACGGCUCGCCGACGCGACACAUGAAUGGGGGAGCGCCGCCGCCACCACCGCCGCUGCACAGCACCGGACCGCCCCCAGCAUCGGGUCUCACGGCGCUGCGACCACCGUCCUUGUCGGGACCGCCGGCCGUAGGCCCAGUGUCUGCACCACACCAGCACCCUCAUGGCUCUCCGAUGUACGGAAGCGCGCUGCCCGCUUCACCGCGACGACAGAACGGAAGCACGGCGCCCUCUGCCUAUGCCCCUGCGUACGGGGGUGCCCCCGGGCCGGCGCGAGCGUCGGGGCCCCGACAUAGCGCUUCUCCGGGCCCCAGCAACGGCGUCUUACCCUCGCGUUCGGACGGAUUCUCACACGGACUGCACCCGCAGCGGUCGUCGUAUGCCGGCGGCGCGCACGGGAGUCCCCCCAUGGCUCGAAGCGGUCUGCCCCCGUCAGGCGGACCAACGCCGGCCGGCCAUGAACCAACACACUCGACCGGCGGGCUUGGACAUCGGCCGCCGGAAAACAGACCUGCUAGCGGGGCAAGCGCAAGCCCCUCGCUGCGGAAUCUGCUCUCGUAA